AUGUCAGAAGCAACUACAAAUGCUACAACAAAUGGAAAUGUAUCAGCAACAUCAAGUCCCUCUACUCUAACCACUUCUAAUAAUCAUUUAAGUACAUCACCUACACCUACAGGAACUACUACAAGUAUGAACGCUACCACAUCAAUUACAACAACUCCGGCAACAAGUUUAGCACCGAGUAUGAGUAGUUCAACCCCAACACCUAAUGGAACAACUCCGACAACUGCAGCAACCAAUUUAUCAUCUGCAUCACCUUCAUCUACUUCAGCCACCGGAAUUACUUCACCAUCUACAGCUCCUUCGGCUACUGCAACUUCUAAUCAUUUAAGUGGAAAUUCAAGCACAUCAGCUCCUAGUGUAACAACUUCAGGAACUAUUUCACCAUCUACUCAAACUUUUGUAACAUCUUCACCUUCAGGUGCAAUUCAAGCUCUCAUAGGUGCAUCAUCUCUUUCUUUUAUUCCUUACAUUUCUCCUUUUCUAAUAGUUAUUAUUAUGAUAAUAGUUUAUUUUUACUGUAAAGUAAGUUCACAUUUAAAAAUAUAUUGUAUUUUAAUUUUUUUUCAAUUAUAA
Messenger RNA from Plasmodium relictum, 573 nucleotides. RefSeq lists its product as hypothetical. Lineage: Eukaryota; Apicomplexa; Aconoidasida; Haemosporida; Plasmodiidae. Bases 1 to 573 code for a protein of 190 amino acids. The transcript has a single exon. The record is from RefSeq and is a predicted model, not a curated record.